GGCGAGUCCACCAUCUUUCCGCUCCUCUUUUCGGAACAGUCGGUCUUCCAAUAUCCCAGAUUACAACGCGGCGCCUCUAGCGACGCUCUCCGUCCGACUCCUCUGCGUUCCACUCAGCAGCCGGCCGCCAUGUUGUUCUAGUUUUACGCUCCGCGGCGGGUGAUCGGUGCUGGGCGAGAGGAUCUGCCGGCGUGAGGGUCUCCCGGCGUCGGGAGAAGGCAGGGAGGUUGCGGGCUUUUCGCACCGCGACCUGGCGAGAUCGGACGCCAUGGCAGCCGCCUUGGGAGGAGCAGGAGCAGGAGCAGAGGAUGACUUUGAUUGUCAUAAACCUGGUGCAGAAAGAUCUUGGAGAAGGAGAACUGGAGAUGAUGAUUGGGAUAGUGAAUUGGAUGAUGACUUACUAGGAGAAGAUUUGUUGACUGGCAAAAAGACUCAGUCUGAUAUGUCAGAUGAAGAACUGAAUGAUGAUCUCCUGCAAAGUGAUAAUGAAGAGGAUCAGCAUUACAGUUCUCAAGAUGUCACUGUGAAUAUUAAUACUGCACCUAGCGUGAUGACAUCCUUUGAGCUCGCUGUCAAUGCUAAUGACACAUCUAUUGAACAAGACUUAGAGUAUGAACAAGGUGAAGAUGAAAUUGGUUAUGACAAAUCAGAUAUUCCUGAAGAGUAUGCAGAAGAGUAUUCAGAAGAACAGUAUGAAGGCCAAGAGGUUGAGCUGACAGAAGACCAAAUAGAAUAUGGGGAAGAUCAGGGUGAAGAAGAGAAUUACAAUGAUGAAGUGCUGGAUCUUGAAAUCAAUGAACCUCUAGAUGAAUUCCCGGAUGAAGAUUAUGUACAAUCUUAUAGUGGAGCACAAGUAAUUGAACAACAAGAAUAUAUAACUGAAGAAGAGUUAGAAGAGGUUGCUGAUACCCAGUCACCUCCAUAUGAGUCAGAAGAGGUAGUUCUUGAAAAUCUGGAGUUUCAACAAGAGCCCAAAGAAGAAUCAGAUGAAGAGGAGGAAGAUAAUGAAGAGUCUGGUCGGUUACGGUUCAAAACUGAACGGAAAGAAGGAACAAUUAUUAGGCUAUCGGAUAUAACAAGGGAGCGAAGAAACAUUCCAGAAACUUUGGAACUUUCUGCAGAAGCCAAAGCAGCAUUACUUGAAUUUGAAGAACGGGAAAGACAGCUAAAACAAGGGCGGUAUGGGUCCCGAAGAGGAGGAAGACGAGGAGGGUUAUUGAUGUAUCAUGGGCUGGGAGAACAAAGAAGAGACAUCAUUGAAAGAGGAAGAAUGAAGGAUCACCGGUCUGCUUUACUGCCGACUCAGACAGCUAUGAUGACACAUUCAGACAGGAUAUUUCAUCAUCCCAUCCGGAAUCUUUUCCAGCAGCAGCAACAAUCACAGCAACAGCUACAGGGUCUGCUCCCUCUCCCCACUCCGCUUCGCCCACCCCCCCCUCCCCCUCCAGGACUCCAUAUGCCAUCCCAAGUAGACGGCCCAAGAAUGCUGAUGUCUCCUCCUUCAGUGGCAUCCCAACAGCCAAAAAACAUACACAUAAAUCCACACUUCAAAGGAACUGUAGUAACACCUGUUCAAGUGCCCUUGCUGCCAGUCCCAACCCAGCCAAGACCUGCUGCAGGACCCCAGAGAUUUCCUGGCCCUCCAGAUUUCCAACCAAAUGCUCCUGGACCUGUUCCUAGCAAUUUCAACCCAGCCCCACGACUUCCACUCCAAGAUCAGUGGCGAGGACCUCCGCCCCCUCUUCCGCCCCCACCUCCACAAGACAGAGAACCUUUCUUCAUGGGAGAGCCGAGAUUUCCCGGCCAUCCCUUGUUUGAACAGCGGAGCCCACCGCCACCGCCACCCUCCCUUCUUAACAGCACGCACUCUGUGCCUAGCCAAAAUCAGCUCCCAUUCAGUCCGUCUGGACCUGGUUUCAGCCAGCAAGGGCAGCAACCCCUGUUUCCAAGAGAAAGGCUGGUAAGGCCAAGUCUGCAGCCUCAGGGCCCCGUGGGAAUCCUUCACUUCAGCCAGCCUGGAGCAACCAACGCACGGCCUUUUCUUCCCCCACGGCAGUCCUUCCUACAGCUCCCAGGACAGCCGUUCCUAGCCCCCCUCACCCAAGCUGGCAUGCAGGGCCCUUUGCACCCUCCUUUGCAGCCACAGCCACCACCACAGCUUCCACAGCCGUCCCAACCAUCCCAGCCUCACCACCAGCCGCACCAGUCUAACCAGCAGCAGCACCACCUGCUGCCUGUGCCUCCCCAGCCUCUGAUUCCGGCGGCCCCAUCCCAGUUCAGGCCACGCCUACAGACUUCACAGCCAAGCGGUAACCGGAUGCCAUACCAGCAACGGCAAAGUCUGGUAAAGGCCAGGCAUAACACACCAACACAAAGCAUUGUAAAACGUCCAAACCAGCAGCCCCAGUCAUCUACUUCAAGGAAUAGUAAUUUGCGUGAAUUGCCAAUAGCACCUUUGCAUGCGAUUGAGACUGCUAACAAUCAACGAACUUCAACUCCUGUUCAAGAGAAGCCGGUUUCUAGCACUACAGUUGCUAUGAAACCUCUUACAGUUGUCAAGAACCAACUGGGAAAGGUGGAGUCCAAGCCUAAAACAGCUACUCCCGCGACUCAGCCUAAAGUGGAGGUCAAAUCUGAAUCAGAGUUUCCCGAUGAAGAUGAAGAAACCAGACAGUACCGUUUGAAGAUUGAAGAACAGAAACGCCUGAGAGAAGAGAUCUUGAAACAAAAGGAGCUCAGACGGCAGCUUCAAGCUGGGGCCCGAAAAAGAGAAUUGCUGGAAAGGCUGGCGCAGCAGCAGCAGCAACCACAAGGCUCUGCAGGCCAACAGGAGGAGGAAGACUCUUCACAGCUGCCUACCAAUGGAAGCCCAUCGCUUUGUCUUCCUGGUGCACAGUCCCGCCAAAAUGUGAAAUAUAGACUAAUGGUUAAAAAACAAGAGCCAGUCAUUCCAGGUUUCCCGACUGUUCUCCCUAAGCCUGCAAAUGCUCUCCAGGCUGGAGACGGCGCACAGUUUCAAGGACAGCAAAUAAAAACCGUAAAGCAACUACGGCAGACUAGGACAGUGCCUGAAAACGAGCUCCAGCCAUCCUACAAAGCUUUGCAAGUGACGUCUCCUGCCGCUGCGCAAGUGAACCUGCCCCCAAUUAGUCGGGUGGCUUUGUUGCAAGGCCAGCCUCAGGAGGUGAAGCCUGGGAUGAAAAGAACUGUCAUGCAGCGGGCAAACAGCGGGAGUGGCGAUGGGCCCCACAUCGGCACCAAAGUCAGGGUGAUAAAAUUAUCAGGAGGGGGUGGUGAGAACACUGGCUUUUCUCAUUCGGAAGAAUCUGCUAACCGGCUUCCGCAGCCAUCGGAGCAGAAACAUCAGCCAAUGCGGAAGGUCACACUGACAAAGGGGACAGUACAGCAACCACAUCUGCCUCAUCAGCACCUUCUGUCACAGAUUCAUUCUACGUUUCCUCAAGGACUAAAAAAUAUCCCAGGGAUACAUCAAGUGAAAAAGGGUAUUCUGCAUGGGAGAGGCAGGGGGAUCGUGAGCCAGAUGGGCCGAGGCCGCUUAAUGACAAGUAAGCCGAAUCUGCGGGUGGUGGAGUGCAAACCUCAGCCCUGUGUGGUGUCAGUGGAAGGGCUUUCUUCAUCCACCACGGACAUUCAGCUGAAGAACCUGCUCAUGUCAGUAGGACCCAUCCAGCACCUGUAUUUGGAAUCCCAAAAGCAGAACCUGGUAAAAGUUUACAGAUGUUGCCUCAACAACGAAAGGCCAUUGCAAAAUUUAAAGAGCCCGCUGAUGCUUUAAAAUUCCAGCAGAAGUUUCACAGGCACAUGAUAGAUCUUUCCCAUAUCAACGUUGCACUGAUAGUGGAGUGACCACUCGGCAUAAGUUGUCUUAAAAUACAGGAGGUCAUGGAAGAAGUCAGAAGGGUAGAAUCUCCCUGUAAUUUCUGGUGCCAGCUUUGCAGACUCCUUCUGAAACUUCAAAGUUACUCUGUGACAGCUGCUGACGACAACCACAACCUUACUACAAAUGGAAGUUGGAUUACAAGAGUGAAAACUAUCUGUAUGGAACAUACAGAACUACAGAUCUCAUAUGUGAAUAGUAUACACGGAUAUUUUUAGGCAAUAUGCUGUGUGAUCACAAUGUCUUGGAUCAAAAGAACUUUGACUCUUGAAAAUAAUUUUUGUAAAGUUUUCUUCUUAGAAAAGAAUAUUUGAUAAUGGUUGCCCUUAUCUUCAGUGUGGGAUGUUGAAAUCAGAAUGCACCCAUAAUCUACUGUUUGUAGCUAAGCAUAUAGAUGCCUAUAAUACAGAAUAAAUGUUGAGCCAUAUAAUUUAAUGGAUUUUAAAAAUAGUUAAGGGAUGUUAAAUGUAAUUGUUGCACAUAAAGUAUACCUCUCAGUAUUCCUAACAUUUCUUACUAACCCUAUUUUGGACAAAUUGUCUCCCCAGUUGAUGUCCUUACCUAAGAAGGAUGCUCGUGUUCAGGUUCCAAAGUCUUGGAGUAGCAGGUCUUUCAGCCUUCUCUCUUUCUUAGAGGGCUUGUAUGGCCAGGAAAUCACUAGGGGUUGCUAGUAUGAGAAAGUUACAUAUUCAGGAAGAGCAGGUCCAUUUUUCUUAGGCUUUUGGGGAAGUGAGUUACUGGUGUUGAGCUUCUUAUUUUAAUUAUUUUUGGCAGUAGAGUCUGCCAAAUCGCACUCAUAGUGCUAUUCCCACACCGUCUGGUGAAUUCUGAAGACAUUUCCUCUCAGAUUUUAUUUUACACUAAAUAAACUUUCCUUCAGAAAAAGACACUUUACGGCACCAUUCCCUGCUUCCUUUGAUUUGUGAGAAUUCCUUUUAUUAGAAAUCUUAGACAUCUACUCAAUGUUUAUACACUUCAGGCCAAUAAGCAUAGAACAAAUAAGGAUUAUAAGUUACUUUUAAAAAUAGUUAAGGGAUGUUCUUUCAGGACUGCAGGUCAUGUGACAUUGGGAAGUAGUGAUGUUCCUUUUCUAAGUAUUCAGAAACAUUCUGUAAAAACAAAAAGGCUUUUAAAGCUGCGUUCUUGGUUAAGAACAUGUGGGAAUCAGCAAUAAAGAUAUAAAAACACAUCAUCUUUUAAAGACAAAGCUAUUUUUUUUCCUACUGGUAAUACUUACAGCUAUAGCAUUUUGGUAUAGUGUAGGGUGUGAAGAUAUUUUAAGAUAUUUUAGACAUUUUAAUGGUAGUAAAAAACAUCUUCAUCUUUGCGAAGUAUAGCUUAAAUUUGACUAUACAAGAGAGGUCUUUAUUAUUUACAGCUCUAAAUUUAAGUUUGUUUUUUAAAAAAACACUUGGGAUUUUAAUUGAUCCCAGGCUAGUUUUUCUGUGCUUAGAAUUGUGUUAAAAACACAAUUCAGAGGAGAGAGAGAGAGUGGGAGGGAGAGAUAGAGGAAGUAUUAUAUCUUUGUCCAUCCCAGGAUAUGAUAUCAUUUUUCCACAAAGAUUGCUAUUUAGGAUUUAUCAUUUAAAGUAGUGUGUGUUUUUUUUUUUAAAAAAUGUCUUCACCACAUAGCUCAGAUACAGCUUAAAUGCAACAAUGCCUGCCAGAGAGGGAAUUUUAUAAUGCCCAACCUCCAGGGAAGUUUUCAUUUCUUAUGUCAACAGAUCUUUGAUUAGGCUGGAUGACCUUCAAAACAGUUUAGGGUAUUUUGAGGACAGUGUUUAAUGCAUUUAAGGCGUACAGCUUGGGGAAUCUUCUGUGGUGCUGCAUUUAAAAUAAUGGUGUGGACUUUCGUAUGUUUUGUUUAAGGCCCAUCUCAUACACAUAAUAAUGGCAAGUGUCUUGUGGGGGUAUAAUAAGCUCACCAUCUUGGUAGAGGGGAAUUCUCUGGGAUAAGGGGAAGAGGAGGAGGAGGAGGAAGAAGAAGAAGAAGAAGUGAUUUUUUUUUCUCUGUCUUCGUAGUAAGCAGAAGGAAAUCUGUCCUAUUGUUUAUGGGCAUCAGAUCUCUCACUUGAAUUGUCUAUAGAUACUACAAUACCUCAACUGAUUAAUACUAAAUUAGUACUGAGUUUGACAUGAUCACAGUAACAUUGGUCCCUAAUUUUGAUAUGCCUUCCACAAAAGCUAAUCACCGUAAGAAUAGGAGAGAGCCUGUUCUUUCCACAAUGCUUCCUGAACUAUCUCCACAUCUUUGGUAGAAGAUCUGUUGCAACCAUUAUCUUGUUCUUUCUUUAUCAUGUGUUAUUUUAAAGAUGCAAAAUGCAGCCACAGCAUUUAAUAUAUUGUGUAAAUACAAGACUUUAAAACAAAUUUAAAUGAAGCUGUUCACAUAUUACUAAUUUAGUUACACAAAAGCUUAUUUGGUGGGAUGGGGAGGAAUGCAGUUGUGUUGUUUUAUCAGAGUUGAAUGAAAAUGGUUCCAUGUUGCUGUUAUUAUUGCUAUUAUUAUUUGUGUAACUCUUCUGUUUUUAUAAAGAUGCCAGUUAAGUCAA
Messenger RNA from Ahaetulla prasina, 6450 nucleotides. It is a transcript of the gene RBM33, whose product is annotated as RNA binding motif protein 33. NCBI's taxonomy places the organism in Eukaryota, Metazoa, Chordata, Lepidosauria, Squamata, Colubridae. Gene Ontology annotation, molecular function: RNA binding. The transcript has 20 exons. The record is from RefSeq and is a predicted model, not a curated record. The coding region runs from base 269 to 3796 and encodes 1175 amino acids.